UUUCCAGCAAGCGCUCCCCGGCCGCGGCGGUGGCAGAGUCCGGCUGGAUGGAUCGUCAGCACCAUGGCGAUUGAUGGUGGAGAACGAACUUGUGGUGUCCAUGAACUUAUAUGUAUCCGCAAAGUAUCUCCUGAGGCGGUUGGCUUCCUCUCUGCUGUCGGGGUGAUUAUUAUACUCAUGAUCCUACUUUUUCUAUAUAUCAACAAAAGACUGUGCUUUGAGAAUAUAGGAGAAUUUCCAUGCCUUGAUGCAGACUACAGGGCCAACAAAGAUCUACCAGACAACACCCAUAAUAACUAUGGUGAUGGAGAGCACCAUGGUUCCUCAUCAGACAGUGAAGAUGAGGUGCUUGGCAAAUACCACGAGGCUUUGUCCAAAAUACAGAUUGUCUCUGGUGCAGCAUCAGACAGCAGACACCAUCACAAAGGUUAUAUGUGGGAAUCCAGACUCAAGUAUAGUCCCCUGUCAGCUGAAUAUGAUGGCUACAGCAGUGAGGCAUCUGCAGAUGAAGAGCACUGUAUUCAGAGGAUGAGGAGGACACCUCCACUUGAUGAACUUCAGCCUCCUCCUUAUCAGGAUGACAAUGGAUCACCACAUCUCUCGUACACACCAUCAGAACUUGAUGACAAGUGUGAAUUGUCUCAUUCCAGUGCAGAUUGUAAUAGUCCACGCUGUUCAUACAGUAAGUGCCCUAGCGAGGGAAGUGUAGGCCACGAGACAGAGAGCUACCAUCAAAAAGGAUAUGAAGAGGAUGUUCCCAGCGACAGCACUGCCAUUCUCAGUCCAGAGGACAUGUCAGCUAGAGGAUCUUCUGCACAGCUACCAAAAGCUUAUGAUCCAGAACCUGUGUCGAAGUAUGGUACAUUGGAUGUCAUUUUUGAUUAUGAUUCACAAGCACAGAAACUGAUGGUAACAGUAACAGCUGUUACAGACAUUCCAACAUAUAAUCGAACUGGCAACAACUCGUGGCAAGUACAUCUUGUGCUUCUUCCCACAAAGAAACAAAGGUCAAAAACAAGUGUCCAACGAGGGUCAUGCCCUGUCUUCACAGAGGACUUUAAGUUUAAUCGGAUUGAGUCUGAGAUGAUUGGUAAUUAUGCUGUGCGAUUUAGACUCUACAGUAUACGUCGCAUGAAAAAAGAGAGGAUUGUUGGUGAAAAGGUAUUUUAUCUCACCAAGCUGAAUCUUCAAGGCAAGAUGUCAGUUCCAAUUGUGUUGGAGCCAUGUGGCAGUCUCACUGGCUGUGACUCCCAAAUGAGUAUGUCUGAGAUGUCCUGUAGUGAAAGCACUUCUUCCUGCCAGUCUCUGGCACAUGGCUCAACACCAGAAAUUCUAGUUGGUCUGCUGUAUAAUGCCACCACUGGCAGACUGUCAGUUGAAGUCAUAAAAGGAAGCCACUUCAAAAACUUGGCAGUGAAUAGACCACCUAAUGGACUGUUCUGUUGUCUAAAACACUUGAUAGGUGGUCAGGUUUAUAUAAUCCGAGACACAUAUGUCAAGUUAACAUUGCUGAAUUCUAUGGGUCAGGAGAUGUCCAAAUGUAAGACGUCAAUCCGCCGAGGCCAACCAAAUCCUGUGUACAAAGAAACAUUCAUUUUUCAGGUAGCACUAUUUCAGCUUUCCGAUGUGACGCUCAUACUGUCUGUGUAUAACAAACGGAGCAUGAAACGUAAGGAAAUGAUUGGCUGGAUUUCAUUAGGCCUCAACAGCUCAGGUGAGGAAGAGCUGAACCAUUGGACUGAAAUGAAGGAAUCAAAAGGACAGCAAGUUUGUCGGUGGCAUUCAUUAUUGGAAUCGUAACAAAUGUGCUGUGGACUGCAGUGGGCUUUGGCUCAGGGGUUCAACACAAUUCCUUUCAGACUUUUUCUUAACCAAACGAAUGGUUGCAGAAUACGACAGUUGCCUCAUUGUUGGCUCAGCUCAAGAUAAUGCUGGAAAAGAAAUAAAUUUAAGGAAAAUGUGAGGGAACACAAUUUCCUGUAUAAUGUGUACUGUUUACUAUCAAUGCAACAGAUAGGAUGAGGCACAAAAGUUUAUAGAAAACUAGAGAAAAUUUAUAGUGUUUGAAAGCCCAAAGAACAUGACCUUGUGUAUUCCAGUCAUUAGUUGAGGUUAUGGUGACAAAUAGCAGCCAUAUGUUGCAACAAAGAUGAGUAGAAAUUCAUCCUUGGUUUGUAGUGUGAACUGCACAAUAUAAUAAUAUCAUUGCAUUGUACUCUGGCUCAAAAGUCUAUUCCCAUAACUUCAAUGAAGUGAAUUUUGGAGACAAAGCAUAAUUUUCUGAUGUAAUUAUGUAGCAUGUUUAGCUCUACUGACUGGGGAUGAAUUUCUAGCCCAGGAUAUUUGCAUGG
Molecule: messenger RNA, 2351 nt
Organism: Pristis pectinata (smalltooth sawfish)
Lineage: Eukaryota; Metazoa; Chordata; Chondrichthyes; Rhinopristiformes; Pristidae
Product: synaptotagmin-14-like
Source: RefSeq, a predicted model, not a curated record